Funneliformis mosseae is the source of this 148-nucleotide messenger RNA. The record is from the annotation of a GenBank genome assembly. Lineage: Eukaryota; Fungi; Glomeromycota; Glomeromycetes; Glomerales; Glomeraceae.
AUGCAAGAACAGACUUAUGACUAUAAAGAUUUUAAGCUUGAGGGUAUUUUAGAAUGUAAACAAACUGAAAGGACAUUUAAAGUAGUAUUCCAUAGAGAGCCAGUUGCUUUGAAGGCUAUUGAUCUAUAUAAAAAAGCUAAUCUUUUGC